This is a messenger RNA of Erigeron canadensis, 1539 nucleotides long. Its product is annotated as receptor-like protein kinase FERONIA. Gene Ontology annotation, biological process: protein autophosphorylation. The record is from RefSeq and is a predicted model, not a curated record. Gene Ontology annotation, cellular component: plasmodesma; plasma membrane. Bases 1 to 1539 code for a protein of 512 amino acids. Gene Ontology annotation, molecular function: ATP binding; transmembrane receptor protein tyrosine kinase activity. The transcript is spliced from 4 exons. Lineage: Eukaryota; Viridiplantae; Streptophyta; Magnoliopsida; Asterales; Asteraceae.
AUGUCUUCUUCAUCAUCCAACGUCUACGCAUCUGUUAUGUCCCUAAAUGAGUAUCUUGCCAGUAUUAAAAUCUCACUAGAAGAGAUAGAAUCAGCCACCAACAACUUCAAUGAUGAAAAUCUUAUCACACAAACUUCUUCCUCAAAAAUUUACAAAGGACGACUCAUACAAUCAUCAGGAGAAUUCGACAAUAUUGUUGUACGAAUAUGCAUGCAACUACACAUCGUAGUCAAUGAGGUUAUUAUCCUAAAAGAUCUCAGGCAUAAAAAUAUCGCUCCUAUUCUUAAAAUCUCUCAGCCAGUUAAUGAUAAUGUAGUGAUCAUAAUAAACAAGUAUGAGGCUAAUGAAAGUCUAGACAAACAUCUAAGUAGUGGCUCGACGCUUAGUUGGAUGCAGAGACUGCAUAUAUGUGUCGGGAUUGCAGAUGCAUUGAGUUACCUUCAUUACGAUGCGAUAGGGAAUCAGAGUACUGUGAUACAUGGUAACAUCAAGAGCUCCAAAAUUUUACUUGAUCAAGACUGGGAACCUAAGUUACAUGGUUUUGGAUUUGCUGUGAGAGCUAAAAGAAAUCAAAUUUACCUUACCAAUCAAUAUAAUGGCUCAUUACAAUAUAUGGACCCAGCAUAUGAAACCACUAGAGGUUUGACUAAUAAGUCAGAUGUCUUCUCUUUUGGUGUUGUUCUGUUUGAAGUCCUCUUUGGGAGGGAUGCAUCAAGCAGUCCAGAUCACAAUGAUAGUUUGGGCUUUGCUCGAUUGGCCCAAUUCUGUUAUGAAGAGAAGAGACUGGAUGAUAUGAUCAAUUCUGAUCUCCGAGAACAAAUGAACUUGGAAUCAUUAAACAUUUUCUCUGAAGUAGCUUAUUUUUGCUUAAAGGAGCAACGGUUACAACGUCCAGAUAUGAAACAUGUUCUCCAAAUACUAAAAGGCGCGUUAGACGUUCAACGCAAACAUGAAAGUCUUGAACAUUCAACGCCUCGUGAAGAUAUCACAUCUUCUUCAUCUUCCAACGUCGACAACUCUGUUUUGUCCCGAGAAGAGUAUAUCGACAGUAUUUCGAUCCCAUUUGAAGACAUAGAAUCAGCCACCAACAACUUCGCUGAAGAAAACCUUGUUAUACAAACUUUUUCCUCAAAAAUUUACAAGGGACGACCUACACAAAUUUACAAGGGACGACUAACACAAACAUUUGGAGAAUCGGUCAAUAUUGUUGUACGGAUAGAUGAUCUUAACUACAACGAGAUUGAUAUGCUAAAAGAUCUCAGGCAUAAGAAUAUUGUUCCUAUUUACAAAAUCACUCGCUCCAAGCAUGCUAAAGUGAUCAUAAACAAGCACGAGGCGAAUGGAAGUCUGAACAAACACUUAGAUAGCUCAACGCUUAGUUGGAUGCAGAGACUACAUAUAUGUGUUGGGAUAGCACGUGCAUUGAGUUACCUUCAUUAUGAGGCAGUAGAAAAUCAUAGUGUGAUACAUAGUAACAUCAAGAGCUCCAAAAUUUUACUUGAUCACAACUGGGACAUCACCGUAUCUGUAUAUACUUAG